AUGCAACCAGAUCAGAAACCGAUUCCGUUCUCGUUCCUGACCGAUCAAGUUUGGCUUUCGCCUUCAGAACAGUUACCAACCUUCCUCUCAUAUACAAACGAUCGUGUUGCUGAGUUGGUUCGUAGUAAUUUCCAUAAAAAUGAAUAUAUUCGAAGUGAAGCCAAUGGGCCACGUUAUUGUCCUUCGUUGGAGGCAAAAAUUAUCAAGUUUGGCAAUAUGUAUCAUAAGGCAAGUUAUGAUUCGAGAAUGUUUAUUUCUUGA
Anisakis simplex (herring worm) is the source of this 261-nucleotide messenger RNA. Lineage: Eukaryota; Metazoa; Nematoda; Chromadorea; Rhabditida; Anisakidae. The record is from the annotation of a GenBank genome assembly.